Trichogramma pretiosum is the source of this 477-nucleotide messenger RNA. RefSeq lists its product as uncharacterized. The record is from RefSeq and is a predicted model, not a curated record. The coding region runs from base 1 to 477 and encodes 158 amino acids. Lineage: Eukaryota; Metazoa; Arthropoda; Insecta; Hymenoptera; Trichogrammatidae. The transcript has 2 exons.
AUGGUAUCACUUUUACUCAAAUUAGACCCGAAAAAGUACUUGAAAUCAAAUUACAAAAUUUCAUCACAACUUCUGUCUAAUUUAGAGAGACAACUUGACAAGAACAAUUUGUUAUCUAAGAAAUAUACGGAUUUCAUGCUCGAGUAUAAAGGUUUGACUCAUAUGGCAGAAUCGAAUCAUUUGAAGGAGGACGGUUACUUUAUACCACAUCACGGAGUUUUCAAAAAAUCAGACCCUACAGACAUAUGGGUUGUUUUCUCUGGCUGGCGCUUCCAUAAAGUAGCAUUCACUGCUGAUGUUGUCAAAAUGUACCGACAAUUUUUGAUUUUACCUGAGGAUCGUGUGUGGCAAAGCACCCUUUGGCGCGAUGACCGCAAACAGACUCCCACAUGUUUCGACAUAAACACAGUUACAUAUGGUCUGACCUCAUCUCCAUUUAUCGCCUUGCUCGUUCUUGAACAACUAGCAGUCGAAUAG